This is a messenger RNA of Sycon ciliatum, 3432 nucleotides long. RefSeq names its product vacuolar protein sorting-associated protein 11 homolog. The transcript is spliced from 36 exons. Gene Ontology annotation, biological process: endosome organization; organelle fusion; vesicle-mediated transport. The record is from RefSeq and is a predicted model, not a curated record. Lineage: Eukaryota; Metazoa; Porifera; Calcarea; Leucosolenida; Sycettidae. Gene Ontology annotation, molecular function: protein binding; protein-macromolecule adaptor activity. Gene Ontology annotation, cellular component: HOPS complex; endosome. Bases 192 to 2891 code for a protein of 899 amino acids.
GAAUGAUCCAGCUAGCUGUGCCAAAACGGUUUUCGCCAGUUUUACUGCUCAACAUUGCUGUGCUCGUAUGACUCCGAGUCUAUGCCUGUCUUCGCAGCAUAUUCUCUCUGUUUUCGUAAUAGCGUAUGAUUGUUUCGAGAAAGUCAGUGGUAAACGACCAGUUUCGAGGAGAUUUGCAGUGACAUGCAAGAAUGGCUGUUCUCCAGUGGAGAAAAUUCAAUUUCUUCGACAAGGAUAUCGUGAAGGACCCCCAGUCUGGCCAAACUCUUGACAAGUUUAAGGGAUUUCGAAUAACAUGCUGGGCCAGUGGACGUGGCAACAUCAUCUGUGGAGAUGCCGAGGGUAUGGUCUUCUUUACAGACCAUAGCUGGACACUCAUAUCAUUUCCAGCCUAUCAAGUGAGAAUUUCUCAUCUCUUCCAGCUGAAGCAAAGCAAUAUCUUGGUCACUAUCGGAGAGGAUGAUGAAGGAAUUGCCCCGAUGGUGAAAGUGUGGAACUUUGACAAGCGUGACUCAAUGAACCUGCCAGUGUGUGUACGCAUGUUACGUGUAGCACCUGGCACUAAACCUGUUGCAGUAUCCUGCGUGGCAGCACAUGAGAACCUACAAGCAAUGGCUGUUGGCUUCUGUGAUGGUAGCGUGUUGUUGGUACGGGGUGAUAUCACACGUGAGCGGCACAGCAAGACUAGGGUGAUCCAUUCUGACAAGCAUCCCGUCACUGGUCUUGCUUUCCGCCAUGUGUCUGGCCAGACAGUUCUAUUUGUGGCUACAACAGACACUAUCACAUCGUACAACUUGACUCACAAAGAUUUCAGGAAUGUGCUCGACAUGCAUGGUUGCCAUGUGAACUGCUCCACACUAAGCAACCACACGCAGGACUUCCAGUUUGUUGUCGGCAAGAGUGAUGCUCUGUAUUUCUAUCAGCCAGAUGGUCGUGGCCCUUGCUUGGCAUUUGAAGGUGACAAGACACGUGUGUUGUGGUUCCGAAACUAUCUAGUUGUCGCCAGUCUGGACACGAAGACCAUGGCUAGACAAGGGGGCAUGUGCACAUUGACGAUAUAUGACAUUCAAAACAAAUUCACGGCAUAUUCAUCACCUUUGCCUGAGAUUGUUGACAUCGUUGCUGAGUGGGGAUCUCUCUUCAUCAUCUCAACUGACAACAAGCUGUAUCGAUUGGAUGAGAAAGACACUCAGACCAAGCUGGACAUGCUCUUCAAGAAGAACCUCUACCAGAUGGCUAUCAACCUAGCCAAGAGUCAGCACUAUGAUUAUGAAGGUCUGAUUGAUAUCUUCACCCAGUAUGGUGAUCACUUGAAUAGCAAAGGUGACCAUGAUGGUGCUAUUCAGCAGUACAUUCGUACCAUUGGUCAUUUAGAACCAUCCUAUGUCAUCAGAAAGUUCCUGGAUGCCCAGCGUAUUCACAAUUUGACUGCAUAUUUGCAGGCUUUGCAUGGUCAGAACCUUGCCAACAAAGAUCACACUACUUUGCUCAUCAACUGCUACACUAAGCUGAAGGAUGUUCAGAAGCUUGAUGAGUUUGUUAUGACGGAUCGCGAACUGAACUUUGAUGUGGAGACGGCCAUCAAGGUUUGUCGACAAGCUGGUUACAAUGAUCAUGCCCUCUAUCUUGCUAAGAAGUUCGAGGAACAUGACUGGUGCUUGAAGAUCUACUUGGAGUUAGAGGAGAAGGAUUCUGCAAGAAGGAAGGACAACUUCAUCCUGGCUCUCAAGUAUAUGUCUGGAUUGCCUUUGCAAGAGGCUGAUAGUUACCUGAAGAAGUAUGGCAAUGCUCUCGUGAAUGAGAUUCCACAAGAGACAACUGCUUUACUGAAGAGAUUGUGCACAGCAUCCCCUCCAGCUCCCGCGGAAGGUGAAGAGCAGGGCGAUGAGUUCUGUAUUCGACCAGAGGAGUUCAUUCACAUCUAUGUCAACCAGACUGAGUAUCUACUGGAUUUCCUGGAGUUCAUUGUCAAGGAGCAAGUUGCCUCGUCAAGUGUUAUCUAUAACACAUUACUGGAACUCUACUUGCACAGAGAUCCUGACGACACGCAAGAAGUGUGGGGACCCAAAGAAACCAAGGCUCUUCAGCUGCUGAAGAACUCAGAAGCCAAGUAUCAUUUGGAUCAAGCCAUGGUGCUUACUCAAAUGCACGACUUCACUGCUGGUGUUCUUUACCUCUAUGAGAAGGCUAAACUGUAUCAGCAAAUUCUGCGCUAUCACAUGGAUCAUCGCAACUAUGCAAUGGUCAUUGAGACAUGCAAGAUGCACGGUAACAAGGACCCUAAUCUCUGGCUGCAAGCAUUGUCUUACUUUGCACACACUGAUGAGGAAUGCCGUGAGCAGAUUGUGGAGGUCUUAGCCCAUAUUGACAAGCGUAAUUUGUUGCCACCGUUGAUGGUUGUUCAAACGUUGGCCAAUAACUCCACUGCGACGCUGGCUACAGUCAGGGACUAUGUCGUCAAACGCUUGCAGGCUGAGAAUGAGCUGGUGUCCUCCGAUGAACGUUUGAUUCGCCAGUACAGAGAAGAAACUGAGAAGACACGGGCGCAGUGUGAGGAACUCAAGACAAGUGCAAAGAUCUUCCAGCCAUCAAAGUGCAUGCUAUGCCGUAACCCUUUGGACUUGCCCGCUGUACACUUUCUGUGCUCACACAGCUACCAUCAACAUUGUCUUGAAGGUAUGAUGGACACAGACUCCGAAUGUCCACAAUGCCAGGAGAAGAACAGAAAAGUGCUUGAUAUGGUGCGUGCACAAGAGCAGAACAAGGAGUUGCACGAGCACUUCCACAAUCAGCUGGAGAGAGCUGCUGAUGGUUUCACGGUCGUUGCUGACUAUUUUGGACGCGGUGUAUUCAACAAGUUGACACUCGUGACAGACCCAAGCGGUGAAUAGCAAGCUAAUAGUGAGUGAUGUGUUGAAUGCAUUUACUGCUGCUGCUACCUUGAAUGGUGUAGCGCUUUUCUGCUACUCAACUGUUUAGAUUAGUGUUGUCUUAUUGCUGUAGUAUUUACUGAGAGUGCAUUUUCUCUCGUCAUCUUGUGUUCUUUGUCAGUCAGACUGUUUUCCCAUUGCACUGCUGCUGCCGUCGCCGCGCCGCCACUAGAUUGUUUUAGCUGCAUAGCUGUGUAGGGUAUGUCCAAGUUACUUCAUAAAACUGUCAACACGAUACUCAUGUAAUACAUCUAUGCUUUGUCUGAAAAUUCGUUCAUGACAUCAUCUUUUACUAAACAUAUAUUUUCAGGUUCUGUCUAUUUUUUUAUUCUUACUCUCAAGUCUCUUUUGCAACGAAAAUGUUGUGAGGAAUACGAAGAAUUUCACGAGCAAGUUGAUUUCCACCCAUGAAAUGUUUGUUUUAUUGCCUGUUAGUUUGUUUCUAUUUCACUGACAGGACUUGCGCACUCAGAUUGUAAAGCAAGCCUUUACUCAGCUUUGA